Molecule: messenger RNA, 4507 nt
Organism: Seriola aureovittata
Lineage: Eukaryota; Metazoa; Chordata; Actinopteri; Carangiformes; Carangidae
Gene: plpp5
Product: phospholipid phosphatase 5
Exons: 8
Coding region: 222-1022 (266 amino acids)
Biological process (GO): phospholipid metabolic process
Molecular function (GO): phosphatidate phosphatase activity
Source: RefSeq, a predicted model, not a curated record
GGUGCUCAUCUCCUCCGUUGCAUCCCCGUUUCUCUCAAGUCCUCAAAUGUGCGACUUCCACCGUCGUUAGAAGCAGAGGAUGUCGAGGCCUGAUUCAUGUUAACGGGACAUGUUAAUAUGAGGAUAAAGAGAUAAAAAAAACGAGCUGCUUAAGUCCCAGUUCAGUUAAAAGGUGGAGUGAUGAUGUUUGCUGUUGACUGAAGUUCACUCUGAGAAUCAAAAUGAAGGGAAGGCUUCUUCGUGGUUUCCUUUCGGAAAUCUCCAUCCGGAUGGCGCUGUUAGUGGUGUUCCUUGUGACGGAGCAGCUUCCUCCUUUCUACCGUGAGAUCCAGGCAGAGGAGAUGUGGUUGUAUAAAUUCCAUCGUGUGGAGAGAGACCAUGUACCCACCUUUCUCAUGUUUAGUGUGGCGGUUUUCACCCCGCUGAUUGUAAUCCUGGUUUUCACCUCCACGAAGAGGGCAGAGCGAGGAGAUUUGAAAGAAGCCUCGCUGGCUGUGACUCUGACUCUGGUGCUGAAUGGAGUUUUCACCAACGUCAUCAAACUUGUUGUUGGCAGGCCGCGACCAGACUUCUUCUACCGCUGUUUCCCAGACGGUCACAUGAACCUGGAGCUGCGAUGCAGCGGUGACCCUGAUGUCGUGAUGGAGGGCAGGAAGAGCUUUCCCAGCGGGCAUUCUUCCUUUGCCUUUGCAGGUUUGGGUUUCACAGCACUGUACAUUGCAGGAAAGCUGCGCUGCUUCAAUGCAGCAGGUCAGGGCAGAGCAUGGCGGCUGUGUGCCUUCCUCACCCCUUUACUGAUGGCGACUGUGAUCGCCCUCUCCAGAACCUGCGACUACAAACACCACUGGCAAGAUGUAUUAGUGGGUUCUCUGCUGGGUCUUGUCUUCGCCUGGCUGUGUUACAGACAGCACUACCCUCCACUUCAGGACCCCGACUGCCACAGACCUCUGCGUCACAGAGAGACUGUUCCCGCCGCACAAGAACGCAAGCUGGCUAACUCCAACUACAUCCUACCCCUGUAGAAGAGCUGUAACUGGAAAAUACCCUUUGAUGUUGUAAUUUAUACUGGGUUACAUGGUACUCAUUCUAAUUCUGGUUUUCACACCAUUAGGGCUGGGCAGUAUGUCGAUAUUUAUUGUUUAUCAUCCAUCACUGUAACUGCAUUGUGGGCAAUUUCUUUUUGUAAGGUGACACACGGUUUGUUUUCUAAACUGAAAUUACAAACUCAUCACUGACUCAGAUUUCUCUCGAAACGGUUUCUGAAGCACUUGAGAUUUGCUGAAAAUAACUGACCAACCAUUCUUCACGCUAAAAUGAUGUUGUUAGUUAGUGGAUGUUUUAGCACCGGAGCUCUUCUGGUUAUGACGGAUACUUAAGUUAAGACACAUACACAACAAACGCUGUUCUUCAUGUGGCCCAGCCCCACACACACACACCCUGUGUAUUGUGCCUAUAGAUCACAUGACUUUAAACACUCACAACAGCUGAGCAGGUCAACUACACAACCACUGCACUAGUAGUCCACUGCCCAUCAAGCUCUGGCUCAGCUGCUGUGACACAGUUUCUCAUGUAGGGUCACUAUUUCGUGAUUGUUUUGUAAACUUGCAACUUUUUAAACAAGCAGGGUUGAGGUUUAAGGGAAAAUGCCUGUAUACAGUAUUUUCAUUUCUGUGCAUGGUUGUUUUCGUUCUUGACCUCUAGGGACAAUAUGUGGUGAGGAGGGUGCGAGCUCAAAGAUCCACUCACUAAUGAUUCUAUGUCUUCAACGGCAUCGUAUGGUCCUGGAGCUGGUUCAGACGUCAUCACGUGACACAAACGUGAAGCGGCUCAGCUAGAGCCCGAACGAAAAAGCGGUAGCAAAUGACGUCAGCCCUCUAAAAACACCUGAGCUGUCACAGCAUUGACUGGGAAAGGGUCACAGUCAUUGAACACGAGUCAGCUGGAGAAAGAUUAAGGAGGCCAUCUGAUGCCACAGUCUAAAACAGUUUCAUCUGCCCUCAUUAAGAACCAGGUUUUCUUUUGUAGGAAUGCCCAGUACAUCAUAGUCUGACCUGUUGGCCCAUUUGUCCAGUUGGGGUUUAAAGACCUUGCUCUAGGGCACUUUGGUGGCAGUAAUGAGGGAGGGGCAAGCACCACUCUUACACUUUUCACGCAGAUUUAUCCUGCUGGUUCAGGGAUUGAACCAGUGACCGCCCAGUCACAAGACCACCUUUUAAGCCUGUAUAAAAGGAGACUGACCACCUGUUAUGACUUGACUGAAAGUUCACAUUUAUUGUCACGUUACAACAAACGAGCCAGCUGCAUUUGCUGAAGAAGACAGUGAGAUGUGAUUAAAAGCACUAAAAUAAGUGGAUCUUUGAGCUCAGAUUUUCCUCACCUUUAUAAGGCUUGAUUUUUCAGGAGGAAACAGGGAAGUAAGAGAUGAUGUGGGCUGUUCAUAUCUAAAAGGGGUGGGUGACAUGGAUAAAAUGGCUUUGUCAUGGUAAAUGCGAUUGUAUAUCAUGAUAUAUUUUGUGGUAAAUACAUUUUUUGAAAACUGAUAAGAGAAAUUAUUAACAAUUAGACAAUAAAAAAGACAAAGAUAACAAAUUUAUCCCUCAAAGUGACAAAAAUUUGUAUUUAUCACAGCGCAUACUGUAACAUCGCCCACCCCUAUCUGAAAGUAACCACCUCAGUUGCGUUUAAAGGCAGGUUAAUCAAGUUUAACUUUGUCAGCACUGCAUCUUUGGUCUCUGCAGUUUUGCUCUGCUGCCUCUGUCUAGUGCUUUAAAUCUCUCUGUCUUCCUAUAAUAUAUUUUGAAUGUUUCCAUUCACAGAUUUUUUUUUUUUUUUUUUGAUCGAUAAACCCGAUGUAGCAGUUCCACUCAACUCUUCCCGCAGUUUUUGCUGUGCCUGCUGUAUUUUAAUUCUUUAUCACAAAGACAGUGUAUGGUCACAUCUCUGCUCUAACUGGACAGCACAUCUAAUAUCAUUACAAGUUGAUAUGACUGUAAAACAACUAUGAGAUGUUGAAAUGUUUUCCUACAUCAGUGGUCUCAGGCUUACUGUAGGUCUGGUUUUUGUUACUGCACACUCUCCUGGCUCCUCUGCCAACCUGGCUGAAGUGGGAAAGUUCACCAUAAGUGGAGAGAUGAAGUGUACGGGGGUUGGUUUUUGGUAUCAAGAGUGGAACCAAUUCUUUCCGAUGAACUUGAGUGGGAUCGGAUUGUAACCUCUCCAGGUGAUGGUGCUAGACUCCCAGUGCUCCUGCUGGUCAGGUUUUCUAUCCUGUUAAUAGUUUUAAUGGCAUGUGACGUUCUGGUGGUUUUGUUAUUCUUCUCUGGUAGUUUUCAUCAACUUUCAUUGAAGAGGGUGAACGAUACAGUCUGCGGGUCUGUUAUAUUUUCGUUUUGACUUAUUUGUGAUCUUUCUGUUUUAUCUGUUAAUUAUGUGUAAUUUGUCCUUUAAUUAUAUGUAAUUGUAAGGAAAAGAUUUUGCUUGCAAAAGUUUUUUGCAGGGUCAAAGCACUUUUUGCUCGUCACCGUGAAUUGAGCUUAAAAUGGCUGGAUCACAGCGGUUUCAGACCAAACAUGGCAGAAAAAAACAGAUGAAUUUGUGCCUUUUGUUUACUACAUCGCUUUAUGGCUCUCUGUUAAUGAAUGGAGUAUAUACUGCAUGUAACGGAGUAUGCUCUCUGUUAUGUUAACUUUGUUUUGAAUCUUUACAUUUUUAUUGUUUUGUAGAGUAGAAUAUAGGAAUCAUUUGUGAAGAUACUACAUGGUGUUUAAAUGUGGCAUGCUGCCUUCCUUUACCUCAGAAAAACCUUGUUUAAUUACUUUCCAUAACUUUAAUUGUUAAUGUAAAGAUUUCUGUCUGGAAAGUGUAACAUUUACAACUGAGGUACUAGACAGAAGGAGGAGAACUUCACUUUUUACAGAUCUUUGAGACAAAUAAUAUCUUCAUUUACUUUGUCAUUCUUGCAGGUAUUUAUGAGAUAAUGUACAGGUCUAGGUGUAUUUAAUUUUGGGGCAUGUAGGAGUUUACUUGAAUUUUGAAUAUUUGUUCGUUUACCUUGAAUGAUAAUGUUAUUUCAUGAAAAUAGGAACCAUAUUUGUUGUGGGCACGUGGGUUUCUGGGGGAUGUUUCAGACAAAAAAAAAAAAGUUCAUUAUACUCUGCUGCAUUUUUCUAAGAUCCUGCAUGUUUCACAGCUGCAUAGCAAUAUAAUUUCCUCAUUACUUCCUUCCAAAUCCCCACAUUUCCAUCCAUGUCUAUUAAUUUAUGUUAUUACCAUUACAUGUAUACUGUAUCAGGUUGUUGAUCAUGUCCAGUCUCCUUCAGAUCUGCUGUCAUGACGAGGGAUUAUACGAAAACUUGCCUGUUUGUGUUAUUUAUGUUAUGCCCAUGAUAAUUUGCCUUGGCUUGUAGGACCAUACAGCAGCCGCUCAUGCUGAUACAGUAUCCUGAUUGUACAUGUUGUGAUGCUUUUAAUGGAUCUUUUGGUGGCACUAAAUAAUGUUUCUAAAUAA